Molecule: messenger RNA, 1324 nt
Organism: Cornus florida
Lineage: Eukaryota; Viridiplantae; Streptophyta; Magnoliopsida; Cornales; Cornaceae
Product: transcription factor MYB8-like
Exons: 3
Coding region: 151-1074 (307 amino acids)
Source: RefSeq, a predicted model, not a curated record
CGACAAGCAUUUGGUUCAUGCGCAAAGAAAAUAGAGCUCUCCUCUAGCUAGGAGACCAAGUAAAAUAUAUAUCACAGGCACCUAGUUAGAGAUAUAUAUAUAUAUAUAUAUAUAUAUAUAGAGAGAGAGAGAGAGAGAGAGAGUGAUUAAAUGGGUAGAAGUCCAUGCUGCACCAAAGAGGGGCUAAACAAAGGGGCAUGGACAACUCAAGAAGAUGGAAUUCUCAGAGAAUAUAUCAAAGUCCAUGGUGAAGGAAGAUGGAGAGACGUUCCCAGAAAAGCAGGUCUCAAGAGAUGUGGGAAGAGUUGCAGACUUCGCUGGUUGAAUUACCUGAGACCUGAUAUUAAGAGGGGUAACAUUUCAGACGAUGAAGAAGAACUCAUCAUUAGACUCCACAAGCUCUUAGGAAACAGAUGGUCUCUGAUAGCCGGGAGACUUCCAGGGCGAACAGACAAUGAAAUAAAGAAUUAUUGGAACACAAGAAUUGGCAAAAAAUCACAAGAAAAGCAAUCAAGAAAUGAGAAGAUCAAACCACAACCGUCUGAUGACAAGUCCUUGCUAGAGUCAACGAUGGUCAAUGCCAAUGCAUCAAGAAGCACAAACAACUUAGCCACCACACGGCAACAAAACACUGAGAAUCAUGAGGCUAAGGUGGCAAUAACGGGACCAUGCAUGGACGGUAACUACAGUGACAUGCCAUCAUCAUCGGCAUCAGGGGACGACGACGAUUCUUUGGAUGUCAUGAUUGAUUUUAAUAUGGGAGAGAUUAGCUUCCCGGGGAUUCUGACGGAUUCAGACUUCACCAAGCUUAGUGAUUUCGAUAUAAGUCAUUUGGAAGAUCAUGAUGGUAGCAACAACAUUGAUCAUCAAAUUGACUGCAAAAUCGAGCCGUUGCUUUUUGAUCCUCCGUUGUUUCUAGCUGAGGAAACAGUGAAUGAUUGGAGCGGAAGUGAGUGUGUUCAAGCUAACCUGACUUCGGAUUUCGGACUUUUUGACUCUUCUCUCGAAGCAAACGAGGAAUGGCUUGGGGAUGAUUUAGAUAUCUUUUGUUCAAAACUCAAAACCCUAUCAUAAUGUGGUCAAUUAAUCGUCUUAAUUAGUAUAAUACUAUUGUCGAUCUAAAGACUAAAAUAAUUGCAAGUAGUUGGCAUGUCCCUAAUUAAACCCUAAAAUAUAUUCCUAUAGUUUAGGUAUUUCUGCAUAUGGUGGGGAAAGUGAUCACACGGGGUGCUUUUUCAGCUUGUCGUUGUUUAAUUAUUAUCCCUUGUUGCAGUAUAAAUUUGAUGUAUGUUUCAUAAUAAAACCCAUCAACUCUCUCCCUUCC